Aspergillus terreus NIH2624 is the source of this 2421-nucleotide messenger RNA. RefSeq lists its product as uncharacterized. Gene Ontology annotation, molecular function: acid phosphatase activity. The record is from RefSeq and is a predicted model, not a curated record. NCBI's taxonomy places the organism in Eukaryota, Fungi, Ascomycota, Eurotiomycetes, Eurotiales, Aspergillaceae. The transcript is spliced from 4 exons. The coding region runs from base 1 to 2421 and encodes 806 amino acids.
AUGCUCCCUCUCUUCUACCUCGGUCUCGUUCUCCCCGUGAUUACAUCCUCUGCAGAACCCUCCCCGUUCGACAUCACUCGGUCGUGGUCUGUCCACAGCCCAUACAAAGAUGCUCCUGGCUUUGGGCUCCCCAAAGGCAUCCCUCGAGGAUGUGAACUGUCACAAGUACACGUCCUCCACCGACACGCCGAGCGAUACCCACGACCAGUCGACUACGAAGGACUGGGUAUGGAGCAGUUCUUUGAGAAAAUUCAACACUACAUGACCACCCACAACACAGACACCGUCGGCACAGGACCCUUGUCUUUCCUGAACUCCUGGCGAUAUCUUCUCGGCGAGGAGGUGCUGAUUCCCCCCGGUUCGGCCACGGAGACUACCUCGGGAGCACACUUCUGGGCGCAGUAUGGGCGCUUAUUGUAUCGAGCUCCGCCCGGGACGACCCGCUGGGACCAGUCGUUCAACGUCCAUCCGAAUGGGACGGAACGGGCAAAGCCAAUCUUCCGGAGUACGGAUAUGGACCGCAUUGUGGAGAGUACCCAGGCGUGGGCGAGUGGCUUCUUCGGUGAUAUCCACACAGACUCGUCGAAGGCUCAGUACGAUCUGGUCAUCACACCUGAAGGUCUUGGGUUCAACAACACCCUCGCAACGAACCCCUCCUGUCAGGGAGUCUCUGCGGGGGACAAGCUGAAGAAGAUCUUCACCAAUCGGUCCCUCCGCGGCACACGUUCCCGCCUAGCGCAGUUUCUCCCAGCGAACUUCAAUCUCACCAUCUCCGACGUGUACACCAUGCUCGCCCUGUGUCCCAUGGAGACCGAAGCGCUGGGCAGCUCCUCGUUCUGCGGUGUCUUCACAACGCAGGAAUGGCGCGACUUCGCCUACAGCAUCGACAUGCAGAUGUACACGGGCUUUGGGUUUGGUUCGUCGUCUGGACGCGCACAGGGCAUCGGGUACGUGCUCGAGCUGGCGGCGCGAUUGUCGGGGCAUGUCAUCCACACGAGCGACACGAGCAUCAAUGCCACCGUCACCGGCGACCCAGGAACGUUCCCCCUGCAUCAGCCACUGUACCUGGAUAUGACGCACGACGAUCUGAUUGUCACGGUGUUGACGGCGCUGGGGUUGACGCAUUUCCAGGCGCCGACAGGGCUGCCAGCGGAGGUCGACCACGCCGUGCCGCGUACCUUCCAGUUAGAACAGAUCACGCCGUAUGGCGCACAUCUAGCUACAGAGGUGUGGAAAUGUCCGUCGACGACUACGUUCGAUGCGCUCGAUGAGACGAUGUACGAGAACCCUGACCUGUCGGCGCUACACGACGCUACGACCUACAUCCGCUUCAUGCUGAACGGGGCCCCGGUGCCACUGGAAGGCAACGACGGCUGUUCGACGGCUACAAAUGGAUUCUGUCCCCUGGAGGGCUUCCUGCGAGGCGUGCCGGCGCUGAAAGAGAAGGCAGCCUUUUACCAGAUGUCCCUCUCUGACGUCGCGAAUAGCGUCACCAUGCCGCGAUUUGUCAUUCUUUGCCACUCUUCCCUCUCUUCCCCCUCUUCCAGCUUCAUCCAACUCAUCCAUCACAACCACAAUCCAUACCACAAUCUUUACAUCCACGUUCGUUACACCCACAUUCGUUCUCAAAUCCAUCCUCAGAACAUCAUCAUCAAAAUGAGCUGCGCCAACCCCAUCUACAUGCGGGGGCCUGUGCGAGAGUGGAUCAUAAGGGAGCCAGAGUUCCGAGAGAGACUGGCAAGGGAGCAAUACGAGCGAGACCAAGCCUUUAGAGAAGAACUCAGAAGACAAGAGGCUAUGAGACAGGAUGCUAUGAGAAAAGAGGCUCAGAGACAAGAGGCCAUUCGAGAGGAGGCUGUGAGGGAGCAAAUCAAGCGACAGAUCAUGGAAGCUAUGAAGCAUCCUAUUACGAGAGACCGCAUCGUGAAACGAGUACGAGCCUACAAAGAAUUCCAAGCCAACCUGCAUGUACCGGUGCCUCUGAUUCAGGCAGCGAUACGCCCCAUCGAUCACAACAACCGGCCGCACAUGGCACCUCAGCUUCCCAAGCCGCUGAAACUGAGUCGGGAUCAGCAUAUUCGGAUCUGCGGGAUCUUUUCUUACUACGAUAUUGAGCUGGACGGGAAGGUUCUUUGGAUGCGGCCUGUGGAGUUCCGGACCAAGAGCCUGCCCUGGGGAUUUGCGACGACGGUGAUGCAACCAGUCUUGCUGCGGGCAAGAAGGCCUGUGCACAAGGAGAUAUGGCGACAGGUGGUGAUUCGUGCUGGGCGAGUGAUUGCAAAGGAGGCCGAAACGAAUGUGCAGGUGAAGAGAGUGGUGGUUGCGGGCCAGGAUAGGGCCUCUGCAGCCCAAAAGUCUUGGGGUGAUCCUGACAGCUGGGUCACUGAGUGUGUGGUAUACAUCGGAAGUUCACUUGAUUGA